Molecule: messenger RNA, 1324 nt
Organism: Coregonus clupeaformis (lake whitefish)
Lineage: Eukaryota; Metazoa; Chordata; Actinopteri; Salmoniformes; Salmonidae
Product: protein MIS12 homolog
Exons: 2
Coding region: 65-751 (228 amino acids)
Biological process (GO): mitotic sister chromatid segregation; kinetochore assembly; protein localization to kinetochore
Cellular component (GO): chromosome, centromeric region; nucleus
Source: RefSeq, a predicted model, not a curated record
CGCAUACAACAUCUUGUAGCGCCAGCUGACGACCACUGACAAAAGGAGCGCGGGAAAGUUGGAAAUGGCGGAGUGCAGAAUCAGUCAGGAGGAGGCAAUGUCUCCCUCCUCCCUCAAGCUGUACGAGGCACAGUUCUUUGGUUUCACCCCUCAGACCUGCAUGGUGAGGGUAUACAGUGCCUUUCAGGACUGCCUGAAUGAAUUGCUGCUCGUUGUAGAAGCGGUGUUCGUGAGAAAACUAAGCGGGACUGAACCAAAUGGAGAGCAACUACGUUCAAGGGCAAGAGAAUGCACCCAAAAGUUGCAGAUAUUCCUUCAGGAACGCUUCAAUCGUCUGUCUGGUUGCAUGGAAACUGUUUUGGUCAACAACGUCCUCUCAGUCCCUCCGAAUGUGUUGCUGCCUGACGACCAGCCACACAAAAAGUACCCUCAACGUUUAGAGGAGGUUCUUAAGCUGGAGUCUUCCCUGGCGGAGCUGCAACAGGCGUACCAGGCGGAGGUGUGUGCCAGGCAGGCCUUGCUGGCUGAACUGGAGGAGCAAAGAGAGGUCCAAGAGCAGCUGGAUGGGAUCCUGAGAUGGAUUGGAGAACUACAGGCAGCAUGGAUGCAGGAGGGAAUGGGCAGCUUUCACAACAGCUUCCGUGUGAUGAUGCAGUCGGUCAAGAAACUGCAAGCUGUCAUUGGAGAGAUCAAUAAGAAAAGCAAAGGACUGGAUGAGGACUCAUCAGUGGGAUGGACCCACAUGGCGUAAAAUACUUGUUAGUGGUGUUGUGAGAUGGGUAGAUCGCAGGUGUGACAACAUUCUGACUUGGAAUGGCCCCCCCUGUCGGACAUAAGACACAAAUAGAAUUCCAUGCCUUUGGAUGUAUGAACAAUUAUACAAUUUGUCAGACCCACGUCUUACAUAUAAGAAUGUGAGCACGUUUCAAACCAUUGGUUUGAUUUAUUUUCUUUUUGAUGGUUUUCUAUACAUUGUAAAUAUAUUAUCCACAAUUUGAGUAGUAAAAGGCUCAAACUAUUGGUAUUUUAUUUUUAAUUUCCCAGUCUUAACUCUGGAUCUUUGAAAAGCAUUUAAUUUUAUUAUAAAAAAAAAAAAAAGGGUGUUAAUGAGUGAAUUAACUUUGGAGCCAUAGUCACCACAAGGGGGAGGCAUUGGUUUGUUAUUGCCAUCUCAAACGUCAAUUGACCAAGUAGUGCCUUUGUACAGUGUGAAUUAUUUUGAUUCUUUGCCGUAAUAUAUUUUAGGCAAAAUCAUUAUAAACGUACAACACUUUCAUCAUUUUGAAUGAAUAAAAGUGUAAUUGUGCAAUCGCAUCUGAUUUAA